CAAUCAUAACAGAUAUGGAAAAUUAUACGUUUAUAAUCUGCAAGCAGCGUUAGGAGAGCGACAAGGCCGUGGAAACUGCGGGCGAUGCGAACUAGGGGUUAGGGUUUAUUCCAUUGAAUUGAAUAGUAUUGCGUGAUUGCUUCAUUGGUUCGAUAAAGGGAGAAACUAUGAUUUACGACGUCAACUCGCCGCUCUUCAGGUCCUUCCUCUGCCAGAAGGGAGGUUAUUCCGACAAGAGGAAAACUGAGGAGCACAAGCCCAAGGACCAAAAGCCAAAAGCUAAUGAAAAUAAGCCUGUAAUGACCGAGUGAUAGGUACACAAUGAAGCCUUGGCACUGGUUAGGAUACUUAUGAUGGCUGUAUUGAACUAUUUCAAGGACCUAUUUUGAAGUGAAUUUCUUAACAGAUGAGACCCACAACACAAUGUUUUGCUUCCUGUGCACUGUUCAGAAAUAGCUAUUAUGAGUUUGAUUAAAUCUUUCUUUGACA
Molecule: messenger RNA, 489 nt
Organism: Diospyros lotus (date-plum)
Lineage: Eukaryota; Viridiplantae; Streptophyta; Magnoliopsida; Ericales; Ebenaceae
Product: wound-induced basic protein-like
Exons: 2
Coding region: 168-311 (47 amino acids)
Source: RefSeq, a predicted model, not a curated record